Molecule: messenger RNA, 934 nt
Organism: Hordeum vulgare subsp. vulgare (domesticated barley)
Lineage: Eukaryota; Viridiplantae; Streptophyta; Magnoliopsida; Poales; Poaceae
Exons: 1
Coding region: 176-436 (86 amino acids)
Source: RefSeq, a predicted model, not a curated record
CCGCUCGCACCCGGGGAAGGCCGCAACCCCCCGCCCCACUCCAAGCAAAAGCAAAGCCACGCCACCGCGGCAGCUACACAGCACCAUUGUGAACCAACACAUUUCCUCCCUGCCGCAGCAGCUCGCACGCCCAGCGAUCGGCGACCCGUCGAGCUACCUUGGGUUGUCGGCGGCGAUGGCGAUCCACCUGCUGGCGUUCAUGGCGGCCAAGGGCUUCGUGCAGGUGUUCCAGGUCUCGGCGCCGCUGCUGUGGCCGCUCAACCUCUGGCUGCCGCUCCCGCGCAACCUGCCGGAGGUCUGCGUCGUCGUCUGCGCCGCGCUCGCCUCCCACGUCGCCUGGCUGCGCCGCACGUACGCGCGCCGCGGCUCCAGGAGGAGCCGCGACGACUACCACAACGAGCUCUACCGCCAGGCGCUCCUCGACGCCGCCUACUAAGGAUGCUGGAGCAGGACGGGGUUCCCUUUUUUCCUUCUUGGGUUUGAUUUCUACUUAGGUUUCUUCUUCUCGGGCUGCAUGCUCGAUCAUUCAUUGCAGAGAGCGUCCCGUGAAUCGUGAUAUGUGUAUGUUGGCUGUAAGUUGUAGCAUUCAAUCUGUAGAUACGAGUAAAUUCUGCUACAGUAGUAGUUGAUUCGACGGAUUGAUAAGGACAAACACCACCAGGAGCCACACAUCGAGGAAGACAUGCCGAAGGCAAUGGCAUUGGUUGGCAUCCCACCCCACCUGAUCGAAAGCAUCGAAAGCACCAAACCGGAUCCCUGCAGUUAGCCGCCCGAUGUCCUUUAUCCAAGCAGCGGAAACACCUUAGAACAAGUACAAUAGUAGAGCCGGCUGUAAGCUCAUGUCAUGUCACCUAUAGACCAUCUUAUAGCUAACAUGUACAAUAGUUGAUUAGAAGAGUGUACUAUUUAUUUAUUAUAUGAUCCAUCUUUCAUA